GUUCCUAAAAAAGCUCUCUCUCUCUCUCUCUCUCUCUCUCUCUCUCAAAAGCCUAACUUAGCUUAGCCUAGAGAGCAAGAAUAAAAGAAAACAAAACCUAGUACCAUAUUUAUGUUAUAAUAUACAUUAUUUAAAAGAUUUGAACAUAUUUAUUACAUACCAAAUCCAGAAAUUAAUAAUGGGAAGAGGGAAGGUAGAGCUGAAGAGGAUCGAGAACAAAAUAAACCAACAGGUGACAUUCGCAAAAAGACGAAAUGGGUUGCUAAAGAAGGCGUACGAGCUCUCAGUUCUGUGUGAUGCUGAGGUUGCUCUUAUCGUCUUCUCCACCCGCGGCAAGCUCUAUGAGUUCUGCAGCGGCUCUAGCAUGGAGAAGACACUUGAGAGGUAUCAAAGAUGCAGUUAUAGUGCAUUGGAAGCGAGUCAACCUGCUCAGGAUUCACAGAGCAGAUACCAAGAUUAUGUGAACCUAAAAGCAAAAGUAGAGGUCCUACAGCUCACGCAGAGAAAUUUUCUUGGGGAAGAUUUGGGUCAUUUAGGCACCAAGGAGCUCCAGCAGCUUGAGAAUCAACUCGACAUGUCGCUGAGGCAAAUCAGGUCAACAAAGACCCAAGUUAUGCAUGGUCAGAUUUCUGAUCUUCUGAGGAAGGAACAGAUGCUGCUGGAAGCAAACAAUGAACUGAGAAGGAAGCUGGAGGAAUGUGACGCAGCCAUUGAAAGAUAUUCAUGGACAACUGAGGAGCAAAAUCAAAAUGUUCCAAAUAGCAGCCACCACCAGGCUGCUCAAUUUGAGGGAGUCCUUGACCAUUCACAAUGCAACAAUACAUUGCAGAUCGGCUACAAUCCUGCUGCAGUAACGGAUCAUCAUGAGCUACAAUCCUCAACGCAAAGUCAUAGUGGAUUAAUCUUCCCCGGGACGUGGGUGCUCUGAAUCUUGGAGCGAUAUUGUCUCACAUGCAGAGAAUAAGAGAACAUUAAAGAACUUUGUGUUAAAUAUACCUGUACUACAUUAGGAUUUGUGCUUCGUCCUAAAAAAAUAAAAAAUGAUUGUGCCCUACAAAUUUCCUUAACUACAUUUCUUUUAAUAUUU
This is a messenger RNA of Prunus mume (Japanese apricot), 1087 nucleotides long. Its product is annotated as agamous-like MADS-box protein MADS2. NCBI's taxonomy places the organism in Eukaryota, Viridiplantae, Streptophyta, Magnoliopsida, Rosales, Rosaceae. Gene Ontology annotation, biological process: positive regulation of transcription by RNA polymerase II. The record is from RefSeq and is a predicted model, not a curated record. Gene Ontology annotation, molecular function: RNA polymerase II transcription regulatory region sequence-specific DNA binding; DNA-binding transcription factor activity; protein dimerization activity. Gene Ontology annotation, cellular component: nucleus.